AUGUCAUUCUCCAUGUACAAGCGCUUGCAAAGCCUCAGUUUGGCCGAUCGAGGUGGCUGGAGCGCGUGGAGCUCGUGGGCGCAGUGCAGCAGCGAGUGCGGAGGCGGGAUCCAAACCAGGACUCGGACCUGCCAGUCUCCUCCAGACGAGUGGUUUCUGUGUGAGGGCGUCGUGGAGGAGGGCCGGCCCUGCAACUCCCACUCCUGCACAGGCAAAGGUCUCCAUCUGUCCCGCAGUCAGUCGCUGCGCUCGGUGGACAGCCACAAGCGGGAUGAUGUGGACAAGCCCCGCGGCGGACAGAAGAGCCCUCAGACAGGUGAGGCGCCGCAUGCAUCUUUUGGGUGGGUGGGUGUCUGCGGGUGUGUGGGGGGUGUCAUUUCACAUACAGUGGCAGAGACAUUUGUCGACGGGGUCUGGCCUGAAUCCCGACUGACAGCAGGGAGGAUUUCUGUGAGGUGCUGCUGCCUCUGCAUGCUGGCUAUGAACCCAAAGCUCUGUUCACCUGUGCUGUAAAAACCCACAUAGUUUAUCCUCUAUGUGAACCUCAGGCAUCAAUUUAAAAAUGUAACUAAUCUAAAUUAAAUAAAUGCUAAUUAAGUAAUCCUUACUUUAAAAAUUGUAAUUUUAUU
Messenger RNA from Oryzias melastigma (Indian medaka), 629 nucleotides. Its product is annotated as adhesion G protein-coupled receptor B1-like. Lineage: Eukaryota; Metazoa; Chordata; Actinopteri; Beloniformes; Adrianichthyidae. Gene Ontology annotation, molecular function: metalloendopeptidase activity. Gene Ontology annotation, biological process: extracellular matrix organization. Bases 1 to 513 code for a protein of 170 amino acids. Gene Ontology annotation, cellular component: extracellular matrix. The transcript has 3 exons. The record is from RefSeq and is a predicted model, not a curated record.